UAAUUCAACUUUACAACAAGAAAAAGCACAGAAGGAAACAGAAAUCGUCCGCUUGAAUAAAGAAAAAAAAGACCAACAAAAACAAAUUAAUUCUUUGCAAACAGAAAAGAGCCAACUAACCUGA
This is a messenger RNA of Racocetra persica, 124 nucleotides long. NCBI's taxonomy places the organism in Eukaryota, Fungi, Glomeromycota, Glomeromycetes, Diversisporales, Gigasporaceae. The record is from the annotation of a GenBank genome assembly.